GUGCCCAUAAACAUGGAAACACGAGGGUUUAUAUGGCGCUCACUCUAACUGAUAAUGGAAAGUAGUGCGAAAAUAAAGGAAUUAGAAGGAAAGAUAAAAGUGUAUGAAGAUGAAAUCCUUAAAAAGGAUGAGUUAAUUCAAAAAUUAUCCAGUAUGGAUAUUGAUCAAGUUAAAUCUACUGAACAGAAACUUACUGAUCAUAGUAAUAGUAUACAACAUGAACAAUAUCAACAGACAAGUAUAAAACGUGAAGAACUUGCAACAUUACGAAGCAAGGUUGGACAAUUAUGUGAAAAAACAUUAAAUCAAGAAAGUGAAUUAAAAGCAAAAUCAACACUGUUAACUAAAGCAGAAACAGAUAUUGUUAAGUUAACCCAUAAAAACAAUGAAUUAAUAUCCGAAAAUGAAAAAUUAAAAAAACAAUUAAAUGAUUAUACAACAAGCAUUAAUACAAAAAUUACUGAAUAUGAAAUAUGCAAUAAAAAAUUGAAUGAAUCAAAUCAAUUAUUGAAAAGUGAACAAGAUAAGAUAGAUGAAUUAAAAAAGCGUUUAAAUAAACAGAUAGAAGAAAAAGAGAAAUCCAAUUAUCAACUUGAACAAAAUGAGAAACGCUUACAAAAUUUCAUUACAAAAAUGAUUCAUAUAUUUGAUACAUUUUUACAAAAUGAUGAACAUUUAGUUAUUGAUUGGAAAGAUGAAAAAAAUUUAGAAGAUUUAAUAAUUAAAGCUAAAGAUGUCGUUAAUGAAAAUUUAAAAAAUAAAGGACAUAUUCAAGAUUUAUUAGAUCGAUUAAAACAACAUGAAAAUGAAAAUGCUGAUCACAAAAGUAGCAUGAAUCGUUUAGGUGAAUUAUUAACUAAAAAUGAUUGUUAUGAACAAGAAAACAGAAAACUAAAUCAGGAAUUAGAAAAUAUUCGACGUAAUGAAAAAGCUUUGGAAGAACGAAUUCGUGUAUUGACUAAAGAAUUAAUUGAUUCUCAGUUACAUAUAAGAGAAUUAGAUAAACAGUUACAAGAUACAAUGAGUAAAAACGAGAAACUACAUUGGAGUAAUCAAAAUAAAUAUGAAGAAGAUAAUUUAUUAUUUCGAAAUUCAUUGGCUUCAUUGCUAUCGUAUAAUAAUUUCCAAUGUAAUCCAACUGAAAUAUCAAUCAAAGAAAGUAUUAGAAAGUUUAUGAGUGAAUUGCAGGAACAAAAAGAUUUGUAUUCAAGACUUGAAAUUCGUUUAUCAGACACAUUAAGACGUUUAGAUCAUUCACAAGCUUCUAAACACGAAGUGGAACGUAUGUUAGAGAAAACGGAACGGGAAUGUUUUGAUCUGCGUGAACAGAUUAGACGUCUAGAAACAGAUUUGAUAAAUUCUGAUUUGGUGAAGCAAGAACAACGCUCAGAUAAAUUAAAAAUUUUCUCGUAUCUCUGUAAACUUGCAGCAAAAGUGAGAAUAGAUGAAAAAGUUGCUUCAGGAAUGAGAUUUGACGAACUACAAGAAGUUCUUUUGACAAGAAUCGGACAAAUAAUUAGUGGUGAAUACACUAUGCUAAGUGACGUUCAAGCUAACGCUGAUCGUAUAAAUGGUUUAAAUCGUAAAGUGAAAAGAUUACAAGAUCAACUAGCAAGUAGAGAAAUACAAUUAGGUUUGUGGAAAGAGAAAGCUAGUAAAUUAGAAGACCAAUUGUCCGGUAUAAAUGAAACUGAAAUGAAAGCUCAUGCAAAUAAAAUUGCAGCGGAGAAAUCAGCUAUCGAUGCUAGACGAUCAGAAUUAGAAGUGUCAAGAUUAAAAGAUGAGUUAACUCGUUUAAAAGCGGAACUAUUAGAUUUUAGUGACGCUAAAAUUAGUGUAGUUAAAUGUGAAGAACAACUGGCCGAGCUAACUAAACAAAACAGAGAACUGGAAAGUAUACGUCAAAGUCAAGCAAACAAAAUUGCUGAGUUAACAGAAAAAAUGGAAUUGCAAACAAAUGAGGAUAGUGAUAACCGUAGUCGAUUAGAAGAAGAAUGUAAAUGUUUAAUGAAUGAAUUACAAUCAACUAGAAAGUCAAUGGAACAACUUCAACGUUCUGAAAGAGAGCUUCUGGAAUUCAGAGCACUUGUUGGUCGUCUUCUUGGUUUAGAUACAGAAUUAUUAACAGUACCUAAUUAUGAUAUUAUCAGUCGUUUAGAAACAAUAAUUACACAUCAUCAAUUUAUUCAUGAUAAUUCCAUGUUGUCACAUAUGAACGAUGCACAUUCACCGAAUAGAAAAUCAAGUUCAUUGACUAAAGAUACAGGCUUACAACGAAAUACAACGGCAGAUUGUUAUAUGGCCGGACCACAUACAGCUAAAACAAGAUCUAAACAAGCUUGGACUAAUACUUGUGAAGAUUGUUCAAAAUCAUGUAAUCGUUCAGUGAGAGAUUCAUUAGAAAAGUACAGGGAAAAAUGUCAUCCAUCUGAAUCAAUAAAACACGAUCCAAGAAAGUAUUAGUUAUGUUAUUAUUUACUUAAAAGCACUUACAUACCAAGUUAUUUUUGAUUUAAAAAUGUUUAUUUGCAAAAAUACAAAGAUAACUACAAUUUUACCAAUUGUUCAUAGAAUAAUGUUUUUAUCUAUCGGUUGUUCUAAGUACCUUUUUCUCUUAUUCUUUAAAUUAACAUUACCGAAUGAACUUUUAAUUAGAUUAUACAAAUAAACAUACAUUUUGUGAGACAGUCUCUCGAGAUUUCUUUUAAUAAUGAAUUUACUCUUAUUAUGUUUAUUAAUGCAUUUUAUCAUAGCUGUACUGACGUUACAAUUUUACUCUAACUACAUAAUCGAAUAUUAAUUCGACAGUGAAUAUAAAACAAUGUGAUACUCCUCGAUCGAACUAAUACUACGUCCCUAAUAACUGUUGACCCAACCCACAAACUAUUCCGAAGACAAAAAUGUUCAAUAUUAAUGUCUCAAAUCAAUAUACCAUAGUGGAUCAGCUCGCAAAGUUCCUUAAAGUUCAUUUAUUUUCUAGCUUACGUGAACUGAUGUUAUAGACCAGCUUGAUUGCUACUAAUGACAGCUGCCAAUCGUAUGUAUAUAUCGUAUUUGAGUGUUCGCUGCGUGUGAUUAUCAUGACUUUGAUAUAGUCAGUCAGAUUAUUACUGACAAGCACCAUUCGUCACUUUAAAAAUGAACAUUGUUAUUCAUUUUUUCAAUCAGAAGCUAUAUAUGAUAAUAAAUUCUUUUGAAAGUAUGACUACAGUUGUACUUCUUUGAUAAAUAAAGUCCAGAAACUUUAGUAGAUCCUUGUACAUUUCCGGAUAAUCGGUUUGUUAAUGAGUGAUUAAGUACUGAAUUAUGAACUUUAAUAUAAAGUUGUGAGCCAUUAUAUUCUUAUACUCAGAGACAGAAGGCAAAUUUAUUCCAUGGAUUUAUCAGUUUUGCCAUGGGUCGAUUUAGGAUAGAUAACACCAAUUACUGUGUUUGAAAUCUGUCAAUUAGUUCCUCAUUGGUUAAAGUUUGACGAGAACAUUCGAAUUUCUGUCGCAGUAUAUGUGAUCAUCUACCUAUGCAGCUAAAGUGCUUCGCAUCAGAAA
Molecule: messenger RNA, 3545 nt
Organism: Schistosoma haematobium
Lineage: Eukaryota; Metazoa; Platyhelminthes; Trematoda; Strigeidida; Schistosomatidae
Exons: 14
Coding region: 55-2463 (802 amino acids)
Source: RefSeq, a predicted model, not a curated record